Molecule: messenger RNA, 510 nt
Organism: Rhipicephalus sanguineus (brown dog tick)
Lineage: Eukaryota; Metazoa; Arthropoda; Arachnida; Ixodida; Ixodidae
Exons: 3
Coding region: 52-510 (152 amino acids)
Source: RefSeq, a predicted model, not a curated record
CCACUGCAUGCAUUUUAAGAAAGAAAAACUUUCGUAUCGCAUGUCGGCAUCAUGAAGCUCUGUAACGCCUUCUUUCGGACAGCGUUGCUGAUUGCUUCCGGGGCGAAACUUGUCGUGGCCAGCAGCUGCGAGAAGCGCCUAGUCCCACCUUCCACCAUGCUGCUUGAACCCGAGGUGCACGUCAGGAGCGUCGACAAGGGCAGUCGUGCCGAAAUGGCCUGCCGCUUCUGCGACGAAGGUGCCUCGCUGACGAGUCGCCAGUGGUUCCGACGCUCAAUGGAGGGCGACUUCGAGCGACUCAAGCCCGACGCGCACGACGACCCGGCGCUGGACCGAGUGGCGGUGGCCGCCGACCACACGCUCACGUUGGCCAACGUGAGCGAGGUCGACGUCGGCUUCUACGUGUGCCACGACAACGAGGAACCACCCACGCGUUACAGGAUGGAGUACCUGCUCGACGGUGCGGCUCCCUCUCACCUUUUAGCCAUUGAUUUUUAUAAAGCACAGUGA